Prorocentrum cordatum is the source of this 1017-nucleotide messenger RNA. The record is from the annotation of a GenBank genome assembly. NCBI's taxonomy places the organism in Eukaryota, Dinophyceae, Prorocentrales, Prorocentraceae.
AUGGGGAUGGAUGGCCUCUUGGAGACGAUGACGGCGCUGCCGAUCGCCCAGGCGGCAUUUGGCGCGGCCUUGGCAGCACUCGCCGGUCAUGGUGGCCAGUGCGGCACCAAGGUCACCGCAGCAGUGGUGGCGGCUGCAGCGCGCGGGGCUGUCCAGGGCAUGGCGGCAGGCGCAUCGGCAGCAUGCGCGCAUGGUGGCGACGACGGCUACGGCAAGAAGUGCGAGUUGGUGCAGCUCGAGGUGGUCCUCGACGCGGUCAAGGAUGCAAUGAACUUCACGGACCCCGUCUCGGUCCAGGACGCCAAGAACAUUCUGCGCGAGCGUGGCGCGCCGAAGCUCGCUUCCCGUGUCGGGAGGCUGAGCAAGCUUCGUAACGCGCAAGGGCAUCCUGAUGUCGGAUUGGCGAGGGACGUGCGCUCCCACCUCGCUGGCUCCGAUGCUGGCAGCACGGGCGAUGGGCUCACGGAACAGGAGAGCCUUGCGGGGUCGGACGCCGACCCUCUCAGGAUGGUGGCCGUGAAGGAUAGGGUGCAGCCGAACGAGAUGCAGGUGCACACCUUCGGCGCGGAGCUUGAGGCCAAGGGCGCCGAGAAAGAGAAGGAGCAGAAGGCGGUGAAGACGGGGGGCACCAGCGGCAAGAAGGACGCCGUGGCCGAGUGCGCCAGGAAGCAUGCCGUCUUGAACCAGGCAACCCUGAGCGUUGAGUCUGCCAAGGCCGCCCUGGCCCGUGUUGUGGUCGAGCGUGACGACGCCGUUGAUGAGAUGACCGACGCCGAUGCGUACUUGGCUCUGGACGAGACUGAGCAGCAUGAGGUCAUGGUAAAUCUCGGCCUCCCCGACUCCUUCCGCACCUUCCCCGCCAAGACGGCCGAGUUUUGAGUGCCGCGGAGGGUCGUGCCUUCCUGCGGCGCUUCGGUCGGUGCUGUCGCGGAGGCUCGUGUUCCUCCUGCGGCGGUUGCUGUCGCGGAGGCUCGUGUUCCUCCCGCGGCUGUCUCUUCGCGCGGAGGCUCGUGUUCC